This is a messenger RNA of Hypanus sabinus (Atlantic stingray), 4585 nucleotides long. Its product is annotated as brain and acute leukemia cytoplasmic protein-like. NCBI's taxonomy places the organism in Eukaryota, Metazoa, Chordata, Chondrichthyes, Myliobatiformes, Dasyatidae. The record is from RefSeq and is a predicted model, not a curated record. The coding region runs from base 269 to 751 and encodes 160 amino acids. The transcript has 3 exons. Gene Ontology annotation, cellular component: cytoplasm.
GACGUCAGACUGCUCAAACUGACAGCACAAGCGUGUGUGAAGCCGCCAACUGUUUCCCCCAGCGACUCCUGCAAAGUAAUAAGCAUCGGAUUAAGGCCCCGAUGGAGCGAUAGUGAUCACCUUAGGAUUUUCAGAAAAUGAUUUAGCCGUCCCGCAAUCCCCCGCACCACAGACCAGAGGAGAGGAGGAGAGCGUCUGCUUUGCUGGUGAUCUGCAGGUUGGACGGACCAGCGAGAUUUGAGAGAGGGCAGAAGAAAAACACAAAGGGAUGGGUUGUGGCGGAAGCCGGGCUGACACUAUCGAGCCCAGGUACUACGAAAGCUGGACCAGAGAGACGGAAUCAACGUGGCUCACCAACACCGACACGGAUGCGCCUUUGCCAGUAGUGCCCAACGUGUGCAACAACGCGAACGAGCCCAAUGCGUUGGACAAGGGGUCCAUGCAUGUGUACACCAACACUUCGGAAGGAAGCACUCAAACUCAUACCCACGUAACCGUGUCUUCUAAUGUACAGGAACAAGUAAGCACCAACAAAAUGACAUCUACAGUUGGAACAAACACACGCAGUGGAAAACAACAGUCGGCGCGUGUUCCAGGAGCAACGGUACAGAAAAGGCAUAUAUUUAGAACAGAUGAGAAGAAAAAACAGGAAACCAAGAAAGUAUUAGCAAAAGAAGUCAACAUUCAUGUCACCAAAAGCAUCUGUUCAAUUGAGUCAGAAGGAAGAAAAUUGGAAAACUGUGUGAAGUAACAAUCAACUUAACCAGGAUCUUACAGAAAAAAUCAAUGCUGUUUGCACUUUACAAAAGUUCCUUUGCCAGACUUGAAGAAGACUUGAAGAAACAAAAUGCUUAAAAGCUGUCAAAGUUGUGCUGUGCCUUGAGAACCAAUAUCUGAAGAUUCAUCCAAUGACUAGAUCUUCAAAAAAAGAAUAGAGUUAAAAUCAAUAAACCAAAAUGUAUGUAUGAUUUAACUGGAAUUCUGAAUACAAAUCAAAGUAAUCUGAAAUAUGCAUGUGGGUUUUCUUAUAAAGCUAUUGCAAAUGGAUGAUUUUACAUUAAUUAUAAAGAACACUUCAUCUCUUAGUAACCUGGAUUGCUGUUCUUAAGUUCUUUAAAAUACUUCUGCUUAUUCUUUACUGCCUUUCUGUUGCCCAGGUACAUAACAUUACAUUUUCAUGAUUAGAACCAAUUGCAACAGAUUCCACUCCACAAAGUUGGUAUUGCCCCUCAAAGGUGUAAAAUAAUUAUACCACUGUGUCUUCUGUUCCACCUGGUUCAUCCUCCAAAAUAAUAUUAGUAUCUUCUUCUGUUUGACAUAACAGUUACUGCUUAAUGUUUCACAAACCGCACAGUUGUAUAAAAAUGAUUGUAUGGGCAUUGUCAGUAACUCUGUAGAACUUCUGUACGAAGUACAGGGUUUAUCACAAGUCCUCCUGAAUCAGAACACCUUGCCAUCAUCCAACAUUCUAUAGAUAAAGCUUCCAGUGGAAAUCCACAACUUGCCCAUCAUGUGGCUGUGUUUUUAAUACAAAUGAUGUCAUUUAGCAAAAUGGGAUUUCUUAACUCUUUCACACUUUGUUUCUAUAGCCUACCAUCCUGUCUCAUGAAUUCAUUGUACUGUGUGUGUUAUUUGGUUUCAUGACAUUAACUUUAAUUUGUUAGAAUUGUAAGGAUUUUGCCUGUUCAGUUUGCUCCCCUCCACUCUAGAAAGUGUCUGAUGUGUCAGAGACAUCAGAUGGCCUUUAGUAUCUUACAUAAGGAUGUAAGACUCUGAUGUGCAUCUCAUGUAUGUGAAAUGAUCUCUUGUAAAUAAAUCUAUAGCACUAAGCAUUGUACUAUGAUCUGCAAUCCAAUGCAAACAGUUCCUUUUUUUAAUGUUUCCUUAUCUUCCAACAAAAUAUUUUGUUGAACCUUCAAUACUGAGCACAACACCAAAACACAUUUCUGUAGUUUUCAUUGCAAAUAACUGGAUAUCAGUUAAACUAUAGUCAUAGAGAGCACAACAGAGUGGAAACAGGUACUUUGGCCCAUUUAGUCCAUGCCGGUCUGUUAUUCUGCCUAGUCCCAUUGACUCACACCUGGACCAUAGCCCGCCAUACCCUUUCCACCCAUGUACUAAUCCAAACUUCCCUUAAAUGUUGCAGUUGAACCUGCAUCCACCUGUUCCACUGGCAGUUAAUUCUACACUUGCACCACCCUCUGAGUGAAGAAGAUCCCACUCAGUUCCCCAUAAAUAUUUUAUCUAGCUUUGCCCUUUCCAGGGAUAUAAAGAUGAAUUAUAAUACUUUAUUUGGAACAAAUAUCAAAUAAUGGGUUUUGUUUGGAAGUCUCAGAUCAACAUUAAAUAUUACACACUUGAGACAUCCGAGAGGUAGUUCAGACAUUUGUUUAAAACAGUCCUGCUCCAUGAAACACCAUCCAACAAAAUAAGUACCGUGUCUGCAAACAUUUGCAGCUUAGCUUUCUUGUUUUGACUCAAUGUGAAACACCUAAAGUUGGUCAAACUUUUAUGGAAUUUCCAAGAUAAGGUUUGGUCAGUAUAAAUUUUAAUCUCUUGUUUUUCACUUUUAUUUUGGAAGUUAGGCUCAUCCAAAAAAAAGGUUCAUGUUCCCAGAUUGAUUUACUCACCGUAGGAAGUUUCUACUAAUUAUGCCCUUAUGUGGGGUUUCAUAGGGAAUCUUUAAGUUAUAUUUGUUUGGGUACAAGAGCAUUAAUUGGUAUCAUUUAAAAGCUCCAAUCUGUUCAAAAAAUCAUUUUCAACAUAUUAACUACCAAACAGCAAAAAUUACAUAUAGUUCCUUAUAGCUACUAAAUUGAUUUUUGCAAUUCAAGCUAUGUUUACUCAGAGGAGAUUAACUAUAAAUUCUUACCAAAAAUGUUUAUUUUAUUAGAAAUCAUCUUUCAGCUGUAUUAAGAAACUAUGCUAUUCCAAUACUUUUGAACAUGAGAAAAAUAUAAUCAGUCAUGUUUUUUAAAAUACUAACACAAUGUACUAGGAAAAGAAAUUUAUUUUAAAUUAUAUGACAAAAUUCACACAUUUGGACCAUACACUUGCACUAUUUUGAACAUGUGUUGGAUUGUACAUUAAGCCCAAUGUGGAAAAAUAGCCAAAAUUUUAUUUGAAAGAAAUAAACAAUCUGUGGCUACCUUAUUAGGUACCUCCUGUACCCAAUAAAGUGGCCAUUGAGUGCAUGUUUGUGGUUUUCUGCCACUGUAGCAGAUCCUCUUCAAGGUUUAAAGUGUUGUGCUUUCAGAGCUGCUGUACUGCACACCACUGUUGUAACACAUGGUUAUUUGAGUUACAGUCACCUUCCUGUCAACUUCAACCAGUCUGGCAAUCUCCUCUGACCUCUCUCAUUAUCAAGGCAUUUUUUAACCCCCCACAGAACUGCUACUAACCGGAUUUUUUUUUUGCACCAUCCUUUGUAAAUUAUAGAGACUAAAAUCCCAGGAAAUCAGCGGUUUCUGAGAUACACAAAUCUGGCACCAACUAUCUUCCUAUCUUAAUGGUUGGUCUGAACAACUACUGAACCUCUUGACCAUGUCCGCAUGCUUUUAUGCACUGAGUUACUGCCACAUGAUUGGCAAAUUAGAUACUUGCAUUAAUGUGCAAGUGUACAAGUGUACCUAAUAAAGUUGCCACUGAGUGUAUAUGUAAUUUUAUGUUAUGAAUUAACAUAGAUCAAUGAUAUAACUCUCUGUUAUCAUCAUCAAACACAUUCACUGAUGCAGUGCCCAUGAAUGCUAAUGCUGUUUCUUUCUACAUUGUUUAAGGACCAUAUAUUUGAAGAUGAAUUUUGAAUCUCAAUUAGGAAAGGCUGUCUAUAAAUGAUUACUUAAAUCAUCUACAUAGUAGUUUUAUUAACGUUUGAAUUUUUAGUGGAAGCAGAAUGUCUAUUUAAAAGACUCCAGACAUGUAAUUGGCCUAUUGAAUCUUAACAUAACUGGAAAGCAGCAUUAAGAUGUCCUUAAGAUGGUUAGAAAACAUAAAUGCAGACAAGAUAUUUUUCGGAGUGCAUCAAAUGCAAUUUCAUCUCAAGAAGUUGUAAUAUUUACUGAUCACCUCCCAGUGCCUGACAAUCACACACAACUUUAUAUUGAAACAUGUAAGCUAAUGCCAAGUAUUAAAACCUAUCACUUCAGUAUACUAUAAGCUUCAUUCUUCAAAUUAUUUUGAUACAGCUAAGGAUGAUGAUAAUUUAUUCUCAUUACAUUUGCUUAAUCUGUAUUGAAAGUAUUAAGACAUCACAAAAAACCAUAAAAGUGGUAUGCUUCACUUGAGAGAAUACAUAAAAUGGUAUGCCUCACUUGAGGGAAUACAUAAUGCUGUUUAAUUUUGGAUGUCAAUUUCAUUUCCUUAUGGGUUGAUGAAAAUAUUGAUAUUUGAAGUGUACCUGCCAAGUGUACCUGUCAUGUACCAAAUGUUUAAAAAAUAAUCCAACAGUCUUAUUCAAGUAGAUAUCUAUUCAGUGAUGGACACUUUCUUUGAGAUUUUCUGUGUAUAGUUUCUGUAAUUUAGUUAUAUGGUUUAGAUUACAUUUAAGUUAGUGUGAUCUUUGAAAUAUUUCUGUGUCGCUUCUAUU